AUGGGGUUGCUAAGAAGAUUCUCCUCGAAACUUUCAGGGAGACCACAGAAACAAGCCGAGCAACGACAAACAACUUUAAGCUCGACUUCAAGCCCGGAGCCUUCUUCAUUCUCUCAAGGACAAGGACUCACAAACUCAGAAUCAUCCUCACCCUCGCCCCCUCAAGAAUUCACAACCCCAUUCCUCGCAGACACACAACUGCUGGACUCAGACCCCUGUCCCACCCCCGAGGACCUCCUUGCAUUACUAGACGAGAUAUCGAGUAAACAUCCAAACCUCCUCCGACGUAACAUCCCACUCAAACAAGAUAUUCAACCUCUCCAAGAUCACUCCUCAGAACGACAACUCACAACCAAUACAUCAUUAAAAGACAUGCCCUCAUCAUCGUCAUCAUCAUCUCCCUCUCCAGAAGCGGCUGAAGAUAGUUCAAAGAAAGAAGAAGAAGACGACGACAACGCCUCCAUAAUAACAAACGCAUCCUGGAUAAUCGACGCCUACGACGAUCUAUUCCACUCCUCCUUCCCCUCAUCAGCAAACACUUCCUCCGUCCAAUCCUCCUCCGAGGAUACGGAACCAUUAUUUGAAAGAGGGGAGCCGCAGUUUAUAUUCCCUGUUCCUGAGGGGUCGAGGGUUGUAGCUACAUAUCUGGCGAAUUCGGGGUUCCUGUCUCCGUCCGAGAAGCAGAAAGAGGGACCGAGCGAAGAAAAAGUGAAAGGCGUAGAAGAGGAUGUAGGAGGUGAGGGAAAAGAAGAGAAUGGGAUGGUUGUCCUUGAGAAUUCUCGGGGUGAUAGGAUUGGGUUGGCGGCUUUUGCUACGGCUGUUAUGUUUGGGGGGAUAUGGGUGCUGGAAAAACGGUAUCAGUGA
Hymenoscyphus albidus is the source of this 864-nucleotide messenger RNA. NCBI's taxonomy places the organism in Eukaryota, Fungi, Ascomycota, Leotiomycetes, Helotiales, Helotiaceae. The record is from the annotation of a GenBank genome assembly.